GGGACGGGGAGUGUUCUGGCUGCUGAGCUGAGCGGGGAGGAAGGAGCAGAGAAUACUUGCACACAGAAGGGGAGACUGCUGCACUUUGAGCCCAGAGAGAAUACAGUAGCAGCGAGUCCAGCAUGGCCACUGUAAGCCAGAUCUGCAAGGCUGGGACCCACGUCCACAGGUGUGCUAUGACUUUGGGGCCCCUUGGUGGCCCCCUCUCUACAUGCAGGCAGAAGCUGACUCUGCGGUGGGCCUCACACUCCGCAGUUUGGGGCUCCUCGCCGGCCUGCGGAAGCAAAUGCGCAAAGCUCCAGUCUCCUCCACUGCGCAACUUCUCAGAAACAACGUUCAACUUGCCCACGAGUGAUGAAGAAGUUGCCGGGCCGGCUGGCAUCUGCACCAUGAUGAGAUUACCCUACCAGGAGUCUCCCGAGGGUUUGGAUGCGGCUUUUAUUGGGGUCCCGCUGGAUACUGGCACCUCAAACCGACCAGGAGCAAGGUUUGGGCCUCGUCACAUCAGGGGAGAGUCCUCUAUGAUCAGGAGGUACAACGUGACCACACGAGCCGCUCCGUUCGACUCACUCAUGGUGGCUGAUAUCGGCGACGUCAAUGUGAAUUUAUACAACCUACCGGACAGCUGCCAGAGGAUCAGGAAAGCUUACCAGAGGAUAAUGGCGGCCAGAUGUAUACCGCUGACACUGGGUGGGGAUCACACAAUCACUUAUCCCAUCCUCCAAGCUGUGGCUGAAAAACACGGACCUGUCGGCUUGAUACAUGUGGAUGCCCACACCGACACUGGGGAUUCUGCCCUGGGGGAGAAGAUCUAUCAUGGGACUCCAUUCAGACGCUGUGUGGAUGAAGGAUUGCUGGACUGUAAGCGCGUUGUACAGAUUGGGAUACGAGGUUCCGCCUACAGCGCAGAGCCAUACCAAUUCUGCAGAGAUCAGGGAUUCCGUCUGGUCUUUGCUGAAGACUGCUGGUAUAAGUCCCUGGUCCCGCUCAUGUCAGAAGUGAGGCUUCAAAUGGGAAUAAAACCGGUCUACAUCAGCUUUGAUAUCGAUGGGAUUGACCCGUCGUUUGCCCCUGGCACAGGAACCCCAGAGAUCGCUGGUCUUACAACGCACCAGGCUCUGGAGAUAAUCCGCGGCUGCAAAGGGCUGAAUAUCGUGGGCUGUGACCUAGUGGAAGUGGCGCCUGUUUACGACCAGUCAGGUAACACCGCACUGACCGCGGCUAACUUGCUGUUUGAGAUGUUAUGCGUACUGCCUAGAGUGAAGACAUAUUGACCGAGACAUGACAGAGGCUGUGCAGCAGGGGGCGCUCUAUCAGCACUGGAAUAACUACUCUGGACAGGACACCACAGGAAGAUAAUCUGCCCAGAACAUAGACUGGAACACUCAAUUACAACAAAAACAAUCAGAUGACAGAACAGCUAUAUAACAUAAGUAACUUGGGGUGGAAUGUCUCAAACCUUCUAAACAAUGGAGGUGAUGUGGGCAAGCGGAGAAGUUGCCUAUAGAAACCAACCAGCUCCUACUAUCAGUUUAUAGACCCUACUGGACAACUGCUUGAAGCUGUUGGUUGCUAUAGGCAACCUCCCCACUCUUUAGAAGGCUUGAUACAUUUCUCCCUUUGACGUCAGUACAAAAUAUAUGGAUCAUGGCACUUUAUUAGAUAGAAAUUACACCAUAAAGAAUUUUAUUCUCAUAGCUGUGCAGAUUUAACAACAAGUGACAUUCUGGUUAUCACUCACUACGAACGGUGCUCCAGCCAAUCAGCUCCUAACGGGCAUGUUUUUGAAAAAUGGCAAGAGCUGAUUGGCUGGAGAACCAUUUAUCAUUUGUAACGAGUGAUAACAAUUGUUAAAUCUGCCCUAUUGUGUCGUUACUUACAAGAGGCUGCACAAUUAGCGAUUACUGGGGAUAAGCAAUCUUGUCCGAUGUGGGAGGGAAGUUAGAACCUGAUUCAGGCUUGUAAGUAAAGCAAAAAAAAAAAAAAAGUAUGGAACUGUGUCUGGAACAUACUAUGUAGCCGUACAAAGGGGAGCAAAUACAUAUAUUGUUUCUGUGCAGGGUAAAUACUGGAUGCAUUUGCAUGUAGCCCACACGCUAGCUUUAGUUUUACAAUGCAAUUUAGGAUUUAAGUUCGAACACACUACAUUCAAACCUAACUCUCUCUGCACGUUACAGAUGGGUCCACGGUUAUCUUGGCUAGUUUUCUGCGCCAAGGCACACUAUGGUUUUAUUUAUAUAAACCCUUCAUCUAUUGUUCUCCGCUGCAAUACAAUACAGAGAGAACAUUACAGCAGGGGAUUAAGUCCGAUUGGCCAGUCUCCGUUAAUCCUAUUAAAAGUCAAGAUAAAUGUAGACCCAUCUGUACAUCUGCCCCAACUGCAGUGCAGCAUGGUUUUGCCCAGCUGCUUGCUUUUUUGCUGUACUUACAAACUUGAAUCAGGCACAUUGCUGCACAGAUAUAAAUGACCAUUCUCCAACGCCACUAUACAAAUAAACAAGAACUAUUACUCA
Messenger RNA from Pseudophryne corroboree (corroboree frog), 2513 nucleotides. Its product is annotated as agmatinase, mitochondrial-like. The coding region runs from base 123 to 1274 and encodes 383 amino acids. Gene Ontology annotation, molecular function: metal ion binding; agmatinase activity. The record is from RefSeq and is a predicted model, not a curated record. NCBI's taxonomy places the organism in Eukaryota, Metazoa, Chordata, Amphibia, Anura, Myobatrachidae. The transcript has 7 exons.